AGUGGCUCUUCAGCCAAUCUGCGAGCAGAGAGCGUGUCGGCGCGCACGGACGCGAGAACUCACUCCCAACCAGCGGAGGACUGACAAGCAGAGUCAGUCUUCUUUUUUGUCCGAGCCUUGCAUCUGAUGCUCAGAUGCACAUCAAACACACGCGCUGAUCUUUACAGAUGAGCCCAGGAAUCAAGUUUACAAGGACAGAUGAUGAUUCCUUAUUCCCUCUGAUCACUUCCUUUUGAUUUACAUUCCCUUUGACUUGCCAACAGGACUAUAAUUAAAUUUAGGAAUAUACUUUUGGGACUCUUGGAUUUUAAAAAUCAUCCCUGCUUUUUGGCGUCACUUGUCUUUAGCGCUUGAAAAUUGCGCGUAACGAUGGCGCAAAGGUACGAUGAGUUGGCUCAUUACGGAGGCGGGAUGGAUGGAGUUGGAGUCCCGACAUCCAUGUACGGAGACCCCCACGCCCCGCGGCCCUUACCCCAGGUCCACCACCUGAACCACGGGCCGCCCCCACAUCCCACGCAGCACUACGGGGCGCACGCACCGCACAGCAUCAUGCCGGGCAGCAUGGGCAGUGCGGUCAACGACGCCCUGAAAAGAGACAAGGACCAGAUUUACGGCCAUCCUUUAUUCCCGCUUCUUGCCCUGGUUUUCGAAAAGUGCGAGCUGGCGACGUGUACGCCCAGAGAACCCGGAGUGGCUGGCGGCGACGUGUGCUCCUCGGAUUCUUUCAACGAAGACAUAGCGGUUUUUGCCAAACAGAUCCGCGCAGAGAAACCUUUAUUUUCUUCGAACCCGGAGCUGGAUAACUUGAUGAUUCAAGCCAUCCAAGUGCUGCGUUUUCAUCUGCUGGAAUUGGAAAAGGUGCACGAGCUUUGCGAUAACUUCUGCCAUCGGUACAUCAGCUGCCUGAAAGGCAAAAUGCCCAUCGACUUGGUCAUUGAGGAGCGGGACGUCUGCAAGUCGGAUUUUGAUGAUCUGUCGGGAUCUUCCACCAACCUCGCAGAUCAUAACCCGGCAUCCUGGAGAGACUUGGAUGACGCCCACUCCACACCCUCGGUAGGAACCCCGGGACCGUCCAGUGGGGGACACGUCUCUCAGAGCGGAGACAACACCAGUGAACUCGGAGAUGGUCUCGACAACAGCCUAGCAUCACCGGGCACGGGAGAUGAAGAUGACCAGGACAAGAAGAGGCAGAAGAAAAGAGGCAUCUUCCCGAAAGUGGCUACAAAUAUAAUGAGAGCGUGGCUGUUCCAGCACCUUACGCAUCCAUAUCCCUCAGAGGAACAGAAGAAACAGUUAGCGCAAGACACGGGCCUCACCAUUCUCCAAGUGAACAACUGGUUCAUCAAUGCACGGAGAAGAAUAGUUCAGCCGAUGAUCGACCAAUCCAACAGAGCAGUGAGUCAGGGUACAGCUUACAGUCCAGACGGCCAACCAAUGGGAGGCUUUGUCCUUGAUGGACAGCAGCACAUGGGCCUUCGACCCGGAGGUCCGAUGGGGGGUAUGGGUAUGAACAUGGGCAUGGAUGGGCAAUGGCACUACAUGUAAGCCCACAUUGCUGAGGCCAGCCUCGACAACAGGGCAGAGCCUCCAUGGUUGGCUCAGGGAUCUUCAUUCAGCUUGUGGAGCUUGAAGCCGCCGGUGCAUAUCCACGUGACCCCCCCCCCCCCCCCCCACGCGCCUCACCUCAACUUUGACGCUCCGUCGCUUUGCACGCGCACGUGUGUCGAGGAUCACGUGUUGGGGCUGGGGGGGGGGGCGGGGGGUCUACCAGUUGUCGACUACUACUUUUAUUUUCAGUUUUCAAAAGAGACUUUAGGAUGAACUCUAAGCGCGGGAAGAGCUGGGGAUGUGGGUGGCUGCUAUUAAAAAAAAAGACAUUUUGAAGAAAAGCGGUCUUUUGCCCACCCACCCCCACUCCCCAGUUUCGUGUUAAAUUAUUUAUUUAUUUUUAUACCACGCUGGACCACAGGGAUGACACCGCCGACCCCCUCCCCACCCAUAUAUUAACCAAAUCUGUGAAGCUUUAUUCCCAUAUCGGCAUCUCCUGUCUAAACAACGAUGUACAUACACAGCGCACGGGCGCGCGCACGCACGCAAACACAGUGGAAUAUAUUUGAAACAUAUGUAUAGUCAUUUUAACUGUUGUGCUGUACAUUUUUUUGUGCUUCUUCGUUGCUUUCUUUUAAUUGUUUUUGUUUUAACAGUUUGAUUCUUGUGACGUCACCACACAGCGACGACCUUGAGUGAUUUUAUUCCACACUCAUGUUGUUGUUUUUUUUUUUGUUGCAUUUUGUUUUCAUGAUCCUUGUGUACAACUGAAUGGAAUUUAUAAAGAGUUCGUUCUUUUUUGGGGGGGGGGGGGGGGGCGGGGAGGGGAUAAUGUUUGAAUGAUUUUUCUAUAUCACCAAAACACAGAAGAAGCCUUCACACUCGAACCAAAUCGAGACAGAAUAAAGAAAGAAGGUACAAAGCACAUGUGUUGGUGUGAAAGAAGGCCUUUGGGAAGUGAGAAAAAAAAUUCAGAGGUCGCGUGUGGGCGGUGGAAGAAAAAAAAAGCAACAAAAUUAGUUGUUGGAGCAGGUCACGUAUCCAGCUUCGGUUCGAUAGGAGACGGAAUUGCAGUUGUCUGCUGUUAUUGGAUUGAUAGUGACAGCGAUGAUGGAUGGGCCGGCUCCCAAAUUCUGAAAAAAAUAAGAGAAGCUGCAGCUGGUUUUCACGACACGUCUUUGUUUGUACCCUGCACGUGGGCGCGUGUGCGUGUUAGUUUGGGUCAACGUGUGUGGGAUUGGACGGCAUGGAGUGGUUGUGGGGGGUGGGGGGGAUAAAAUUAAAUGCCGAGAUUUGUGGUAGUUCUUUUACACGUUCAUCAUAAAACGGAAUAAAUCGUUUCGUUUUCAAUAACCUUUUUUUCUCUUUUUUUGUCCGCCUUUCCGUUGCUCGUCGGAUGGCCGCGGAAAACGGGAGGGAAUUAUAAAUAUAUAAAUGCACAAAAGUGCACAGGAGCUCAUUUAUCACUGUCGGACGUCAACGAUCCUCUGAGCCUUUUAUCGACGA
Hippocampus zosterae (dwarf seahorse) is the source of this 3054-nucleotide messenger RNA. RefSeq names its product Meis homeobox 2b (gene meis2b). Lineage: Eukaryota; Metazoa; Chordata; Actinopteri; Syngnathiformes; Syngnathidae. The record is from RefSeq and is a predicted model, not a curated record. The coding region runs from base 370 to 1545 and encodes 391 amino acids. Gene Ontology annotation, molecular function: DNA-binding transcription activator activity, RNA polymerase II-specific; RNA polymerase II cis-regulatory region sequence-specific DNA binding. The transcript has 13 exons. Gene Ontology annotation, biological process: embryonic pattern specification; positive regulation of cell population proliferation; animal organ morphogenesis.